CAUACCAAACAUCACAUUUCCACACAUUUGUACCAACAUUCUCAAUAUCUUAUCAAAACAUCCUCCCUCUUUACAAACCUAAAAACAAACAUAACUAACUUUUCAAAAUGGCGCCAGAAAGUAACAAACAAUCAAUAUUCCCAACGGACAAAGAAGAAGUCAAGAAAAUCUUCAACCGUUUCGACACCAACGGCGACGGUCAAAUCUCCGAAGACGAGCUAACUGGCAUUUUGAAAUCACUCGGGUCCGACACAUCUCACGACGAGGUGAAGCGGGUAAUGGCUGAAAUCGAUGCUAAUUCCGACGGUUUCAUUAGCCUUGAUGAGUUUAUCUCAUUCUGCAAAGGAAUAGAGUCUGAAGGAGACGCGAUCGAUGAUCUCAAGCAAGCGUUUAGGUUAUACGAUUUGAAUAAUAAUGGAGUGAUAUCUGCAAAUGAGUUGCAUCAGAUUUUGAGUCGGUUGGGGGAAAACUACACGGUUGAAAGUUGCGCGAAUAUGAUCAAGUCUGUUGAUUCUGAUGGUGAUGGAUUUGUUGAUUUUGAAGAAUUUAAGAAGAUGAUGUCCAGAAAGGAAGGUGAUGGUGCAAUGUAGAAUUUUUUUACAACAUUUUGCUUAAGAAACAUGUUAUGAGAAUUUU
Helianthus annuus (common sunflower) is the source of this 636-nucleotide messenger RNA. RefSeq names its product calcium-binding allergen Ole e 8. Gene Ontology annotation, molecular function: calcium ion binding. The transcript has a single exon. The record is from RefSeq and is a predicted model, not a curated record. Lineage: Eukaryota; Viridiplantae; Streptophyta; Magnoliopsida; Asterales; Asteraceae. The coding region runs from base 108 to 590 and encodes 160 amino acids.